Psilocybe cubensis is the source of this 729-nucleotide messenger RNA. RefSeq lists its product as uncharacterized. Gene Ontology annotation, cellular component: extracellular region. Lineage: Eukaryota; Fungi; Basidiomycota; Agaricomycetes; Agaricales; Agrocybaceae. The record is from RefSeq and is a predicted model, not a curated record. Gene Ontology annotation, biological process: carbohydrate metabolic process. The transcript has 4 exons. The coding region runs from base 1 to 729 and encodes 242 amino acids. Gene Ontology annotation, molecular function: cellulose binding.
AUGACCCGAACCAUCUUCCUUGCUUUCGGUCUGGCUUUCGCAGGAACUGCAUUGUCGCAGACUGCUCCUUCAUAUGGACAGUGCGGUGGUACUGGAUGGUCAGGACCUACUACCUGUCCUUCAGGAUGGACUUGCACAUUCUCAAAUCAAUGGUAUUCGCAGUGUCUUCCAGGCGCCGCAACGACAACAUCGUUCCCUGGAAGCGGAACCACGACUAUAGACUCAUCACCGGGUGGUGGUAUCAGCACAACCAAAGGGCCAGGUGGCCCAGCGCCAACGCUCACCCCAGGAUGGAAUUUCAUUCGCGCCGUCACUUCGCCCAACUUCCACAAGUAUUUGCAGUCUGAAGUUCCCAACACUGUUUCUGAUGCCGUUCUCGGAGAGGCGGUAACCGCCGCCCAAUUCCAAAUUACCGAUGGUCAAUUGAUUCAUAAAGGAGAUACACCUCUAUAUGCUGUCGUUGAGCCUCGCGCAAAUUCCACAGUUUCGAAGCUUAAAGUGUCCUGGUCCAAGUCCAAAGAUACACUUGGCGCAUUCAAGUUUAGUGGCGACACUGUAGAAUGGACCUCAUCAGCAAUAACAAGGCCUCAGAGCAAUGCCUGGCUUAUUUGUGCUGACAGUAAGGGGAAUAGACAUGUGUACAUCAACCUUGGCCCGUAUGGAUAUCAAACACCAAAUGGCUGCAAUGACCACACGAUUCAUGGUUUCACUGGAACUACGCCAGAUUAA